CUGAUGAACAAACUCAGACCGGGUCUGACCGCUCGAACCGGAUUAAACUGGGAUGAAACCGGAUUAACGGGGGAUUGAACCGGACUAGAGGCGCAGAGGAGGAGGAGCGGGACUCGAACCGGAGCAGAAGUCAGAGUCUGGACCAGGAUCCGGAUCAUGGAUCAUUAGACCCGGACCCGGAACGGAUGUGGUCUCCAUGGAGACGGGAGGAUCUCAGAAGUGAUCGUGUGUAGAUUGUUUAUUGAUCACCGGAAUGGGCGCGCUCCCGCUGCUGCUGCUCGCGCUCUGGACCUGCGGGCACGCCACCCCCCCCCGCUCCUACAGCCUGUACACCGGCGGGCACGCGCACGGAGGCCGCGCGGCCAGCAGACACAGGAACUGGUGUUCGUUUGUGGUGACAAAGACGGUGAGUUGUGUCGUCGAGGACGGAGUCGAGACGUAUGUGAAACCUGAUUAUCAUCCCUGCAGCUGGGGGAGCGGGCAGUGCAGCCGGGUGGUGGUCUAUCGGACCUUCAUGAGGCCGCGGUACAAGGUGGCGUACAAGAUGGUGACGCAGAUGGAGUGGAAGUGUUGUCAUGGCUACAGCGGAGAGGACUGCUCCCACGGUCCAGCUGCUGGAGCAGGAGCCCAGGUCUCCACCUUCAGACCCCAGCCCCGACCUGAACAUGGAGGAGGGACGGGAGCUGGAGGAGGGACGGGAGCUGGAGGAGGACAGAGAAAAGUUGAGAAUGAGAAGAUGAGGCAACUGGAGGAGAAGAUCCAGAGUCUGACCAGGAUCGUCCAGGACCUGCAGUCCACCAUGAACAAUCCAGGAGGAGGAGGAGGAGGAGGCUCGUCAGGAGGAAGAAACCCUGCUGAUGCUGCUCAGCCAGAGAUCAAAGAGACGAUUCACAGUAUCCAGACCAAACUGGACCAACUGGACAAUCGCACACAGGCUCAUGAUAAAAACCUGCUCAGCAUCAACAACCACCUGGUGAACGGGAAAACCAACGAUCUGGACGGAGGUUCUUCUGGAGGAGGUCUGAGCGGAGGGAAGCUGAACUCACUGAAGGAGGAGAUCCUGAGGGAGCUGGAGACCAGGGUGUCGCUGUCCUGCUCCUCCUGUCAGGCCGGCGUGGAGGAUCUGCGGCGACAGCAGCUCCAGGACCGCGAGCGGAUCCGAGCUCUGGAGAAGCGUCUGAACGUCAUGGACGCUCGUUAUGGCCAGGGCCUGGACGGGCUGCGGCGGGACGUGCUGCGUCUGCAGGGAUGCUGCAACACUGUCGAGGUUCUCCAGAACCGCAUCACCGAUGCUGAACGUAAGAUCAGCUCGGCCUCAGAGAACUUGGACGUUCUCCAGAAGCGCCUGGAGGAGACGCUCAGCGGAGCAGGAGGCAGCAGCCAUCCGGACAGUGGGACCCAGGGAGGAGCUUCUGGUGGUCGCGGUGGAAUCGGUGGCGGUGGAAGAGAUGUUGUGGUGACCGAGGACAUGUUGGACAGUCGCCUGAGAGACAUGGAGCGGAGGGUGAACAACACGGUGCAGCAGACCGAGAAGAGCUGCUCCUACCUGGAGAACGACCUGAAGGACUACGCCCACAAGGAGGUGAAGGACCUGAGGACGGUGUUCCUGGACCGGUUCGAUGACCAGGACUUCAGGAUCGCAAACGUGGAGCUGGACGUGAGAGACCAGAACCAGAGGCUGCUCCAGCUGGAGAACAGCACCUCCCUCAUCACCAGGAGGCUGGAGCACUGCAGCUGUGCAGGAGGAGGAGGAGGAGGAGAGGGAGGAAGCUGGGGGCGAGCAGGAGGAGGAGGCGAGGGAGGAGGUACCAGGGGAGGAGGAGGAGGAGCAGGAGGAGGAAACACCACGGAGAAGUCUCUGGCCUGGAGAGUCGUGAACAACGAGGAUAAGAUUCAACAUUUCAACACUCGACUCAGAGACCUGUCGGUGUCCGGAGACUCUCUGUACGACAAGGUUGUGGACCUGAGUCACGACGUCCGUAAGAUCAAAGCCGUGACGGGCGACCACGGCGAACACUUCACCAGGAUCGUGACGGAGGUGGAGACGCUGGGACACGACUGCGACCUCUGCAGGAAGGUGGAGGAGGAGCUGCGGAGGCUGAGGAAUCACUCCCAGGAUGCACUGGGGCGCAUGCAGAGCCACAUCAACAGACUCCAGACCCGACUGGACUCAGGGAAAGAUGGCUGCCUCCAGAUGUGUUCACACCUGCAGGAGGACGUCCGGCUGCUGAGAGACGACGUCAGGAGGUGUAACUGUGGUGGAUCUGGUGGUUCCGGAGGUUCUGGUGGUUCUGGUGGUUCUGGCAGCUCUGGAGGAUCUGGUAGUUCUGGUGGUUCCGGAAGUUCUGGUAGUUCCGGAGGUUCUGGCAGUUCUGGCAGCUCUGGUGGUUCUGGUAGUUCUGGUGGUUCUGGUAGUUCUGGUAGUUCUGGUGGUUCCGGAGGUUCUGGCAGUUCUGGAGGUUCUGGUGGUUCUGGUCCCAGUGAAGGUGGACCUGGGCUGGAUUCUGCGAAGCCACUAGACGGCCACAGUGUGAUCGGAGGCUCGAUCCACAACCACCAGCUGAAGACGCUGCAGGGCGAACUGUCCGAGGUCGUCCUCACGUUCAGCUCCAUCAACGACACCCUGAAGGGAAUCGAACACACGAUGCAGAAGCACGGCAGCGUCAUCACCGACCUCGGAAACACCAAAGAUAAAAUCAUCUCCGAGCUGGACAAGAUCCAGCUGGAGGUGACGGAGCACAUGGAGGAGAGCCGGGACCGACUGGACGGGUUGGACCGGGACGUGCGGCGGUUCGAGAGCACCCUGCUGGUGGAGAUGGGCGACUGCAGGAGGUCCGGAGACGGGCUGGAGAAGAGGCUGUCCAAGCUGGAAGGCGUCUGUGGGCGACUGGACGGCGUCUCGGACUCGAUCCACAAGAUCAAGGAAGGACUGAAUCGCCACGUGUCCAGUUUGUGGACGUGUGUCUCUGGUCUGAACGACACCGUGGUCCAUCACGGAGGAAUCCUGGACGUGAUUCAGAAGAAUCAGGACGACGUCCACGGCCGGAUGAAGAACCUGAACUCAAGCGUCAGCCACGUCCUCAGAGAUCUGCAGAAUUUCUCUGAGCAGGACGUGAGCGGCCGGCCUGGACCCCAAGGACCCCCAGGUGAAAGAGGACUCAAUGGGCUGCCGGGCCCCCGGGGGCCCCCCGGACCUCUGGGACCACAAGGACACACCGGAGCUCGAGGUUUUCCUGGUCCCAAAGGGGAAACAGGUCUCUCCGGUGCUGAUGCUCAUGUCCCCAGACUGUCCUUCUCGGCCGCCCUCACCUUCCCGGUGGACAAAGCCGGGACCAUCGUCUUCGAUAAGAUCUUUGUGAACGAAGGAGAUUUCUACGACCCGAGAACAGGUGUCUUCACCGCCCCAGUGGACGGACAUUACUUCUUCAGCGCCGUCCUGACGGGUCAUAAGAACGAGAAAAUCGAGGCAGUUCUGUCAAAGUCUAAUUAUGGGAUGGCCCGCGUGGACUCUGGAGGCUACCAGCCCGAAGGCCUGGAGAACAACCCCGUGGCCGAGGCUAAGAUCACGCCAGGCUCCCUCGCCGUCUUCAACAUCAUCCUGCCGCUGCAGGCCCGGGACACCAUCUGCAUCGACCUGGUGAUGGGGAAACUGGCGCACUCCGUGGAGCCGCUCACCAUCUUCAACGGGAUGCUGCUGUACGAGGACAUGUGACCAGCUUGCCAUGACGGCGCCGGAGAACCAGACCGACAGGAACAGGAAGUGUGACGUCAGAGGGUUCAACCCUGAACCUUAAUGGCCCUGACCCUGACCCGGACUCUGACCCUGACCCUGACCCUGAUUGACCCUAAAUGACUCUGACCCUGACCCUGACCCUGAAUGAAUCUGACUCUGACCCUGAAUGACCCUGACUUAGAGGUUAUGACAGAAUAUUUUAAAUGACGUUAUUGUUUCUAGAGUCUUUACGUCUCUGUACAUGUGGACGCCAGCAGCAGUUGAACUGAGCGACUGCUUUAGUCCAAUCACCUGAUGGGAUGUGGUCACAUGACCUCAGAGCAGCACUGUGAGGACACGACUGUAAACCAGGACUCACUGACGCCUGCUGCUACUUGAAUCUUCUAAACACCAACUUCCUGUCGUAAAGAAUAACAGAAUUAACCGUUUGAAGCAAUACUACCCCCCCCUACAGGCAGCAUAGUUCACUACAGCCACAACAUACAACUUUUUCUUUUCUGAUUCUUCAAGUUUGAACAAUAGUGCAUCAAAACCUGCAGAAUGUGACCAGAAGGUGGCGCCACAGGAGAGAUCGUCUGCAUCUAAAAACAAGAUCUGGACAUUUAUUGAUUAUCUGAUUGGUCGAUAUUUCGAUCCCUGUGUGUGGUUGAUGAUCUGAGUCAGAGACACUGAGACGUUUGGACAGAGCGAUGAUCCUCAAGCUCCGCCCUCAGCAGGUCAAACGUUGCCGUGGCAACACGUGAGAGUUUAACUUUGUAUUUGAUGAAAAACCAAGAAAACGUUUUGCUUUAUAAAAGCAGAAAAUGUUUUCUUUUGAAUUUUAUAGGAAGUGAGUUCACAUUGUGAAUGUUUUUAUAUUGAGCUGCACCUUCUCUUGUUUUAAUUGUGUUAAUUUUUGUUUCUGAGUUUUUAAACCAUUAUAACAAAAUGUCACUUUUAGCGUGUGUUAAAGAACAAAGGCCAUAAAAUACACCAUAUUUUCUUAUUGUCAACAAAUCACAUUAAAGAGCAGCAGUGGAGGAGAAACGUCAGAAAACCACACUGUAAAAAUACAAAGAGAAGUUUUUAUUUUAAGUGUUAUUUAAGUAAACAUAAAAAAUAUUUAUCAUUUAAAUGUUUUAUAUUUUUUAAAUGUGUAAAAUCGUAUUAUAUUUUAUAGCUGUGCGCAAAUACACAUACACACACAUACACAUACACACACACAAAUAUUAAACUCAUAUUUAGAAUCUGACUGAUAAGAACACCAUCUAUAAGAUUAAAUAAGAUAAGAUAAAAUAUGAUAAGAUACGAUAAGUUAAAAAUAGAUAAGAUAAGAUAAUCGGUCCUCUGGUUUUUGCAAACAGAAACGAUGCGUUUGUUUAUUUACAUGAACAACGAGGAAAUGAGUUUUGACCACAAGGGGUCAGUGUAGUCACAUUCUAACAUCAGGUGUGAAAAGAACUUUAGUUCAAUAUGUGAGUAAAAGUACUCAGUUACUGUUGUUACUCUAAAUAAAAUCUCAUCAACAGACACAUUAUUAAAACUGUUAGUUUGCUGCUGAACAUGUGAUUUGUUGACAAAAAUGAAAAUAUUCAUUGUGAACGGAAAGAGUUUAAAUCUGAUGUUAAACAAUCAUCACUGAGACGUAUGAAGGACCAACACACACACUCACAUACACACACUCACACAUACACACAUACACACAUACACACAUACACAGACACACACGAUGGUUUUUGCUCUAAUGAUCAUUUCUCUAAGAACGACGUAUGAAUCAUGUAUUUCAACUAAACCUUCUGUUAUUUAAUGACUUGAUCAGAAGCUGAUGUGAGGAUGUGUGAUGGUUUCUUAUCACUGACGUGUUUGUUUUCACUCUUCACUGAAUAAACUGAUGAACCAGAUAUUUAUAACACGUAUACUUUAACUAUCAUCUUCAUCUAGUCCGAGAGGAGGAGUCACUUGUGUUGGAGUGAAUUUUAAAGUUUAUUCUCCGACAGGUUCCAGCUUCACUUCUCAUGUUAAAUCACACUUUUGUAUCCAAUAAAUUUCACUGUCAUUAAAACACGAGUGAAACCAAA
Molecule: messenger RNA, 5790 nt
Organism: Limanda limanda (common dab)
Lineage: Eukaryota; Metazoa; Chordata; Actinopteri; Pleuronectiformes; Pleuronectidae
Product: EMILIN-1-A-like
Exons: 16
Coding region: 254-3712 (1152 amino acids)
Molecular function (GO): protein binding
Source: RefSeq, a predicted model, not a curated record